UCCGAUCCCCGACUAUUUGAUUUUGUUUGGUUUCCAAUAACUUUCUCGGAAUCUGAAAAUGUUGCUUCUCACUUUCCAUGGAUUCUUCACACACCCUGCCGGACAUUCCGAUUCAACGACUACCCCUUGUGGAUUAGUAGUACUACUUCUUUGAUUCUUUCAAACCAAAAAAGUAAACGAAAACCCCAAGUGGAAGUGUACGCGACGAGUUCAUGGGAUCGAACCAACCCCUACCACCACCGGGUCCUUCGUCCUCCAUGGCGGCUGCCACGGCUAGUAGGAACGGGCCACGUAGGCGUCCGGGGUUAACUCUACCUUUACCACAACGCAAUCCAACUCUGGCUGUGCCACUUCCUCUGCCUCCUCAACAACUCAGCUUCACGGAUUUGGACCGGGUCAACCGAAUCGGUAGCGGAAGUGGGGGAACCGUCUACAAGGUGGUCCACCGCCCGAGUGGUCGUCUUUAUGCUCUCAAGGUGAUUUACGGGAAUCACGAAGACUCCGUUCGCCGCCAGAUGCGUCGCGAGAUCGAGAUCCUCCGUGACGUAGAUCAUCCUAAUGUUGUCAAGUGCCAUGACAUGUUCGACCACAACGGGGAGAUCCAGGUUCUUCUCGAGUUCAUGGAUGGUGGAUCUCUUGAGGCUACGCACAUCUCACACGAGCCUCGCCUUGCCAACAUCGCCCGCCAGGUUCUUAGUGGAAUCGCUUAUCUUCAUGGGCGAAAGAUUGUUCACCGUGACAUCAAGCCCUCUAACCUUCUCAUCAACUCUCGCAAGAAUGUUAAGAUUGCCGAUUUCGGGGUUAGCACGAUUCUCGCGCAAACCAUGGACCCUUGCAAUUCAUCGGUGGGCACCAUAGCCUACAUGAGCCCGGAAAGAAUCAACACCGACUUGAACCAUGGACAAUACGAUGGUUGUGCUGGGGACAUAUGGAGUUUGGGGGUCAGCAUAUUGGAGUUCUUCUUGGGUAGGUUCCCGUUCGCGGUGCCGAGAGGUGGGGAUUGGGCCAGUUUGAUGUGUGCCAUAUGCAUGUCAAGACCACCGGAGGCACCGGCUACUGCUUCCAGGGAGUUCAGGGAGUUCAUAGCUUGUUGCUUGCAGAUAGAGCCAGGAAGGAGAUGGACCGCAAAUCAGUUAUUGCAGCAUCCGUUCGUGGUGAGGAUUGGAGGAGGACAAAGCCAGAGUUUACACCAAUUAUUGCCUCCUCCUCGCCCACUCUCUUCCUAGGUAGUAUUGUUUUUGAUUUUUGAUAUGAUGGGUUGUAUUUUAUUUUUAGGGGAAAAUGAGGAAGAUGUGCUUAAUGUUUCAAGGUUCGGAUCAAAUCUCUUUAAUGAUAAUGUUAACCAGAAUAGGAAAAAAGAGAACUACUGUUUUUGAUGACAAGCUUAAUGCAUCAUUUUUUACUUCUGUUUCAAAGAUUGGUUACGGGAUAUAAACUAUAAACCGUCCAUUGGAUAGAACUUUUAUUCCAUUUGUGGUUAAUUGUUGUUCUGGUUGGCUAUUCCAAGGUUCAAAUAAAAUCAAUCUGUGAUUGAUGAUAAUAUUCGCCUGUGAGGGAAAA
Molecule: messenger RNA, 1560 nt
Organism: Tripterygium wilfordii
Lineage: Eukaryota; Viridiplantae; Streptophyta; Magnoliopsida; Celastrales; Celastraceae
Product: mitogen-activated protein kinase kinase 4-like
Exons: 1
Coding region: 213-1226 (337 amino acids)
Biological process (GO): protein phosphorylation
Cellular component (GO): cytoplasm
Molecular function (GO): protein serine/threonine kinase activity; ATP binding
Source: RefSeq, a predicted model, not a curated record